This is a messenger RNA of Cucurbita maxima (winter squash), 619 nucleotides long. Its product is annotated as non-specific lipid-transfer protein 3-like. Gene Ontology annotation, molecular function: lipid binding. Gene Ontology annotation, biological process: lipid transport. The transcript has 4 exons. The coding region runs from base 43 to 495 and encodes 150 amino acids. Gene Ontology annotation, cellular component: membrane. NCBI's taxonomy places the organism in Eukaryota, Viridiplantae, Streptophyta, Magnoliopsida, Cucurbitales, Cucurbitaceae. The record is from RefSeq and is a predicted model, not a curated record.
CAGAGUACCAUGGGGGUGUUUGUAAAAAUUCCCAAGUGAAAAAUGUCAGGAAUCUACAAUCUCCGCUUGAUGAUCAGUGCACUAACCUUCAUCGCCAUGCUUACAAGCUCCAUGAUGGUCGCGCUGUCUCAGAAUGUCGACAUGGGAAGCUGCAUACUGGUGGCGCAGGAGCUAUCGCCAUGUUUGAGCUUCAUCAAAGGCAGCGACGGAGGGUUUCUUGGAGAGAAUCCACCGCCGUCGUGCUGCAGUGGCGUUACUAAGUUGGCCGCCGAUGCUAAAACGAAGAACGAUAAGGUUGAUUUGUGCGAGUGUAUCAAGAAGAGUUUGUCGAUGAUCGGAGCUUAUGAUCCGAAUCGCAUUCCUUCGAUUCCCGAAGGCUGCGGAAUUCCAGUUCAAAUUCCUCCCAUUGACAAUUCCACUGACUGCUCAGAGGUUGAAGGCUUUGAAUUUGGAAGUGGCAUGUCAAAUGAGGUUGGGAAUUGCCAUCAUCAAUGAUCCCAAUCAACAUAAACCAAGCCAAAAUCCCAUAUGAUGUUCUUAAGUUUCUCUUCGUUUCAAAAUAAGAUUGAGUCUUGGUCUCAAUAAUCCUUAUUUACUUCUUAAUAAUACUCUAAUAACG